Messenger RNA from Mugil cephalus (flathead mullet), 3452 nucleotides. RefSeq lists its product as uncharacterized. The record is from RefSeq and is a predicted model, not a curated record. The coding region runs from base 198 to 1820 and encodes 540 amino acids. The transcript is spliced from 5 exons. NCBI's taxonomy places the organism in Eukaryota, Metazoa, Chordata, Actinopteri, Mugiliformes, Mugilidae.
UCGCUGCAGCCUCUCUGGACUUUAUUGAGCGGUGAUUGGAAGCGGGCCGAUUUGCGCAGCGCCGUUUAAAGGAGCCAUCUGAAGCGAAUCACCGCUCACAGCGCGAUCCAAGCUCUCUGACCCACCGGCUCCUUCAAUAUCACCCCUCUGCCCGGCUGGGACAUUGUGUCCUUUGUUGAAAAAAAAAGAAAAAAACAAUGACAGCCAAGCAUCGAAAGGGGAAGAGCAACCACAAACAUGAAGAUAACUUUUUCAAAAAUGACGUUAUGGAAGCAGAAGUUCGCCCUGGAGGGAAUAACUACACGCUUCUGCUGGUUUUACUUGGGAUGAUUGUAAUUGGCGGAGCCGCUGGCGCAUGGUUCUGCUUCCAGCAGCAUCAAACUUUAACCUACCUGACAGACAACCUCGCUGGCAUGCAGAUGAAGAUAGGUAAACUGCAGUCCUCCCACGAAGAACUGCGACAGUCAGAUAGUAAGCAGCACCUUUCCGAGAGCGUGGAGUCCCGCCUGAAUGCCCUCGAGGACUCUUACGCGCUGGCCCAGAAACAGGUGGGCAUGGCCCUGGCCACGGCCGAACAGCUCAAGACGUCCGACCUCCCCGCUCAGGUGCUGUCGCUCCACACCGAGAUGAAGACCCGCCUGGCGGAGAUGCAGCACGCCACAGUGUCUCUGGAGCAACUGAGCCAGCUGCAGGCCAUGCUGAAGGGGAAGAGCGAGGAGUUCAACGGAGUCAGGGAUCAGGUGCAGGGUCUGGCCACGCUGACCGGCGACCUGUCCCACAAGGUCGAGGUGCUCUCCUGGAGCCUGGAGGAAGCGGAGUCGAAGCUGGAGGAGAAGGCCGGGCAAGUGAAGGCACUGAGCACCACCCUGGAUGGACAGGCCGCCGAGGUGCUCCGACUCAAAGAGCAGCUGGCAGCCUAUCAGGCUCAGCUGGAUGCCAGCACAAUGGAGAUGGUUACUGUCAGAGAGUUGCUUGAAAAUGAACAGUCCCAGCGGCUCCAGCAGGCCAGCGGAGAGGAUCAGCCGAAUACGCUGGCGGGAGAAACUCAACCUCCUGCAGAGCCUCUGGAAGAGACAGAAGAGGAAACGGCCCCCGCAGCUCCAGAGGCAGCGGCAGAGGAUGAAGAAGAGGGAGCUGCACUGAUCGAAGGAGAGGGAGCUGAAGCACCUGAAGAAGGGGAGGGAAAUAAGGAAACUGAAGAAGAGGAGGGGGCUGCUGCAACUGAAGACAAGGAGGAAGCAUCUGAGGAAGGAGGCGAAGCUGAAGCAGCUGCAUCGACUGCAACGGAAGCAGCAGGACGAGAAGACGAGGCGGCCGCAGCGGCUGUUGAAGUAGAGGCUGCAGCAACAACACCAGAAGAAGAAGAAUUGGACGCAGCUGAGCAAGAUGCAGCUCCCGUCGAACCAGAUGACUCUGUGACAGAAGAAUCUAUUCCUAUGGAGGAGGCAGAGGCAGAGGCAGAAAAGGAGAAAGAAGAGGUAACACAAACAGAAGAUGAUGGACAACGUGUAGAAGAGGAGACACCAGAAGAGGAGAACCAGACAGCCGAUGAAGAGGAGUCAUCUGAAGGAGAGAAGGUUCUGAAAGAGUCGCCUGUCCAAGAAGAGAGCCAUGAAACAGGAGAGGAGGAGGAGGGAGAAAAAGCAGCAGGGGACGAAAAUAUAGAAGCAGAUGAGGAGCUCGAGAAGGAGCAACUUAACGGAGAGGAGGAAGAACAGCAGGAUGUAGCUGCUGAAGAGGAGAACCACAGCGAAGAAGAACAACAGGAAGAUGAAGAAGAUGAGUCAUUAGAAGAGGAUGCUUUGCCAGAGGACAAAUAGUCACUGGAUCGGACUUUUUAAGCAGCAAACAUGUCCUUCAAGAAUGGAAACUUUCUCCGAUAAACACAGUCUAUAAAUCCGACAAAUCUUGUAGGAAGGCAUCACCGGUUGCUGUUGUUUAGGUGCAGCAUUCACUGCGUGGUCGCCCUCUGAAAGGCCGAACUCAUCAGAAGAAUUCAGUCACUAUGCUGGAGCCGAAAACCUGUACCUCAAAAUCCUCCUAGACGGCUGUUAAGAAAAAUGGGUCAUUCAGGGUUUACCUGCCAAUAACCACCUCAGUCGCCUUAAUCCAUAAAUCGACAGAGAAUUUUCCAUUCUUCAUUACUCGCUUUAUUGUCGAGGUUACGCUCUGCAAUAAACUGGAAAAGCCAUUGAGAAGCCAAGAAGCCAGUGCAUACACCGUUUCAGUCAGUGCACUCGAAGCCAUAAGUAACGCCCGUCUUUGUGACAUUAAUGUGUGUGUUAUUUUCUUUUUUUUUUUUUUUUUUAAGCGUCACUGCCUGAAAUGUAUCACAUAAACAGCUGCAGUAAGUUAAGUGUCCUAGAUGUUUACACAGGCAGAACUGCCAACUGUAGCGCCUACAAAAAGAAGAAGAAGAAAAGCCUCUUUCAUAAGAUAAUCAAGAAAAAUUCCUUAAUGUUUAGUGUCAUAGUUAUUAAACUUUUUUUUUUUUACUUUUUGAAGUACAUAUAACUGGAUGCUCUCUUGUCGUAGUUUGAGUCAUUGUUUUGUUCUAUUUCUUUUUUUUUUGCACUUUUUACCUAAUUACAAUUCCAGCCUGACACAGCACACCUUUAGUAGUAUUGUCAGAUACAGGGAGGUCAGAAAGCUCGAGCCCUCUACCAAGAACGUUUUAUCAUCAACAAUUUAUGCAAAAACGACAUCAUUUCAUUUUUCCUAAGGUCUUCCACAAAUAACAGCCGACGAUCUAUGCAUUAAUUUUGGAAAAUUGCAGCUUUCAAAAGAACAGGGUGAAGAACCUCAGGGACAACUUGUUUUCCAGGUGAAUGGACGACUUAUCACGGCCGAAAAGAAGUUAAAUGAACAUUUGUAGCAGCGUGUAAUACGAUGUAACUGCUAAACGGCAAUCAGUUUCAUGCCAAAACGAUGAGUGAAAACACUGCAGCAGUUGUUUUUUUUUUUAAAGCCACUUCAAGAUCCAGAUUAAAUAAACUCAUCAAAGAGCCACAUGACGGGUCAGUGAAUAAAUCCUAGAGUCGAACAAUAGCAGAGAUUCACGUGCACAGAUUGAGUUACACAAGAUCAAACAGAAAUACCACUUCACUCUGCAGUGUCCCACUUUGGAGCUUGUGGUUGUUUCGUAGCGGGACUCUAAACGUGGAUCCGAACCACUUCCAGAAGGACGAGCCAAGAGAGAUGGUUUACCUGCACACUCUCUACCCCGCUGAGUGAAACACAAAGCCACAUAAGAGGACUUUUACAAACGCUGAUAAUGUGAAUCUUCAAAUAAAGCAGUAGCAAUUGAAAGGAGUUCUUGGUAGUGCAGUAAGACUUUUUAGCUCUGCUGUGCAUUUUUACUGAUGCUGAUAUUCACUGCACUGUUUCUGUCAAGGCAGUGUUUACUGUCAGUAUUGUCAUGGUUUUGAAAUAAAGCCUGGUUCUUUCACGUA